This is a messenger RNA of Rotaria socialis, 3360 nucleotides long. NCBI's taxonomy places the organism in Eukaryota, Metazoa, Rotifera, Eurotatoria, Philodinida, Philodinidae. The record is from the annotation of a GenBank genome assembly.
AUGACAACAACUGAAAGUUAUCAUUCAACAUUUACAAAUUCAUUAAUUGAUAAUUCAAUUUCAUUAAUCAAAGAUGAAGACCCGUCAUUACUUGUUGCCAAUGUAACAAUCGAUGAAUUAGUUGAAUCAUGUUGUAAUGAAGUAUUACCGCCUUCUUCAUCUAGUCAAUUAAAUAGCAGUAGUGUUUCCCCAACACAUCUUGUUCGAUUUGUUCAUUCACAAUCGUCGUUUGUCAGUCAGAUAGAUGAUCCUAAUAUUCAACCAACACCUUCAAAUAUCACAAUUUCUAGUCAUGAAAUGCCACCUAUGAAACAAACGCCAUUUAUAAAUGUUACCCGUUUACCAUCGCCAUUUUCAACAAUUAAACCUAAGACAAUUAUUGAAUCAACAAAUUCAAUGUAUAACACAACUAAUUUAAGUAACAUAACUGCUAAUAAUAUUAGUGUCAAUAAUUAUAAUGUUAAUAUUCAUACAACCAAUGUUCAACAGCCAACACAACCAAUAGUCAAUAAUAAUAAUAAUAAUAAUAAUAAUAAUAAUGAUCAUACGAAAAAAAAUUGUAAUCCUUUAGAUGAAAAACAAACAACUGAAAUAGUCACACAAAUUUUAAAAAAUAUUAAAGAAGUUGAUAAUAAUAACGAACAAACAACAACAAAUUACAACAUCCAUAUUGAUUCAUUUAAUUUUUCAUCAUCAAACGAACAACAAACAAUUUUAAAUAAAAAAUCACGAAUUAGAAAAGAAGCAAAAGCAUUAACAAAAAUUAUUGUUAAAGACGAUAUGACACCUGUCAUGUCACCGAAUUUCUCACGAAAUAAAAAAUUAGUCAAAAAUACAUCAAAUUCAAUGGAUAAUAUUCAAACAUCAACAGAAUAUAUUCCAGUACCAUAUGGGUGGCAAAGAAGAAUAUUAGCUUCAGAUCUUGUUGUUUAUAUAAGUCCAACUAACAUACUACUUGAUUCAUUGGAUGCGAUACGUCAAUAUAUUGAAUCACCAACAUCAUGCAAAUGUGGUCUUCAAUGUCCAUUGAUUAUUGAAAAGGUAUUCAAUUUUGAUCCAAGUAAAAAAUCGAAAUCUUGGGAAGUAGUACAAGUUCUCGAAGGAACACAUUGCCGACAAAAAUCAAAUAUUUUAGAAAUGGCUACGUUAACAAACUGUAUUGAUUCAUUUAGUGAAACCGAACAAAAAGCAGCUAAACGUCGGAAGCGUGUACAUAACGAAACAACAAAUGGAAAUGUUUUUGUAUGUGCUUCAAAUAUAAUGGGAAAUAGUAAUAAUGAAUCAGUUGUUUUUGUUAAUAAUACUGAACACAUAUCAGAAAGUGGUCAAUCGAUGACAUGGACUCCUGUAAAACAAACGAAUAUAACUCCAUCAUCGAAACGGCCACGUGGUCGCCCACGUAAAACUGCAGCUACAUCGCCUAUCGUAACUCAAUUAGCGUCUAAACCAGCCAAUGAUCUCUAUCAAACUCAACCUGUUCCAUCAUCCAUUCUUUCUCCACCAGCAUCCGUCUCAUCAAUGUCACAAACAAAUUUCGUUCAUAGAAAUUCAACAUCGCCACAUCAUCAAAAUGCUAAUAUGCGUCAUAUAAAUGAUAAUAUAUUAACUCCUCCGAUUUUAUCAACGGCAGCAACGGACACAAAUGUUAUUUCUCGUGUUCCGUCGAUAUUCGAUCAAGUGAAAACAACAACAAAUGAAUCAUCAUUUGCAGUUCUAUCGGGUGUGCAAAAUGUUUUAUUAUCACCAAAUCGCGAUUCAAAUAAUAAUGAGAAACGUGUGCAUGUUGAAUCGAAUUCGUCGGUUUUAUCAACAACAGGAAAGCAUGUCACAUUAAAUGUCAAUGCUUUAAAACCAGAUUUUGUUCGUUCAACAUCUACUGCCAUGAAAUCGUGCGUAUCAUCGUCAUCGUCAUCAGCAUCAAAUCAAAUCGAUGUUAUCUCGUUAAUGGGCACGACAAAUCAAAAUUCAAUGAGCCUGUCAAAAACAUCGAAUGUUGUUUCGGUAUCAUCAAACAAUCAUGAUGAUUUCUUAUCAAUAAAGUCUUCAAACGAACAAGUGAAUGACUCAUCACAACCAUUAAUGAUCGAUUUUAAUGACCCAUCAACAACAAAUUUUCUUUUAUCAGCUCUUGCAUCGGGUGCAUCGUCUGAUUCAAAUGCAAUUGUUAAUCAUCUUUUUCAAAAAGCUCAAACACAACAACAACGAUCGAAUACAUCGUCACCGCCAACAGCAACAACAACAAUAUCGAAUUCAAUAAAUCAUCCGACAAUAUCGAUUCGAAAAAAUCUACCAAUUAUUUCAACGGGAUUAAAAAAUUGUACAGAAACAACGAAUUUAUUACCAUCGACAACAUCGAUACGUCCAUCCGUUGUACUUCAUGUACCAUCAAACAAUGAUUAUAAUCAACAAACACAAUCACAACAAAUUAUUUUGAAUCACAAUGAAGAUAAAAAACAUCAACAUCAACAAAUAUUUUUCAUUAAUAAUAAACCAUAUAUUAUUCAACAGAAAAUAACUCAUGAUCAAUCAUCACAACAACGAUUGAUUCUUACACCAUCAAUUCAACAAUCAAAUGAAAUAUCUCAUUCCAAUCGAAAUGUUGCAACUAUCAUGAAUAAUAACAAUACUACCACUACUACUACUACUACUACUCACAAUAAUAAUAAUAAUAAUAAUAAUAAUAAUAAUAAUAAUAAUAGCAAUUCAACGAAUAAUAGUAAUACAUGCGCUCAAUCAACACUUGAUGACGGUGGUCAUUGCCUAUUAUUGAAUGGACCUGUCGAACCUAAAACUCUCCGUACACUACUAAAAGGUUUGAAUUCAUCAUCAUUUUCUGGUGUUGACAAUCUUAUUGAUACGAUAAAUCGUUUCGAACAUACAACACCGAUUAUCGAACAAAAUGAUAAUCUAUUAAUAAAAUCAAUUCGAGCAACAAAAGCCACUCCAACAAAACGGACAGCAGCAAAUCCAGAUAAACCGCCACCAAAACGUCGAGCAGCUAAAAAACUCAAACAAGACGAACCACUAACUCCUCUUCUCCCACAACACCAACAGCCAAUUCAAAUAUCGAUGCCAUUACCGUCUCAACCAAUUAUCGUUGAACAACAACAUCAAUGGCAAACAGAUUUUAACACAUUUGAUUUCUCAACGUCAUGGGGAAGUGAUACGAAUCUUAAUUCACUUUUACUUAAUAACGAUUUCGACACAGCUGCUUCAUUCGAUGAUGUUAGUUUUGGCGAUUUUGAACCGUAUAUGAAUGGCAAUAAUAAUAUUGGUUGUAAUGAUUUAGCGUUACCUUCGUUAUUUGUUAAACCAUUGCCACCGGAUGGUUUACCCAAUGUCGAUCAUUUAUUACCAUAG